UCUCAAACCUCUUUUUUUUUGAAGGGGGGGGGUGUAGUGUAAUCAGCGGGCUUUGCAACAGUCGUUGUGCAUUCAUGAGCAUUCAUGAUGUCUCUAUACACGUCAAUAUGAAACGGGACGAGGACAUGUGGGCCAAAGGAUUCAUGUGCUAUUUUCAAGCAAUGGGAGCAAACAGUGAAUGCAUCUCGAGCACCUUCGCCGUGUUCUAGAGACUCUUCGGUCAGCMCGGUACAAAGCUAACCGCGACGAAUGCGAGUUUGUCCGGCAAGAGCUUGAAUACUUGGGUCAUUUUAUCUCUCCAGAAGGCAUUCGUCCGUUGGCGGACAAGAUUCAAGCCAUCCAGGAGUGGCCCGAGGCGAAGAAUGUGACGGACAUCCGAUCCCUCCUCGGCUUGGCCGGUUAUUAUCAUCGUUUCAUCAAGAGUUACUCGAAGAUCGCGACCAACCUAAGCAAGUUACAAAGCGAGGAGCAGCCUUUUGACUUCGAUGACGAUGCGCGCCAUUCUUUUGAAACACUCAAAGCGACACUCUUAUCCGCCGAGGUGUUACAUAUUUACGACCCGCUUCUAGCUACGCGCGUCACUACCGAUGCGUCGGGCUAUGGCAUUGGGGUCGUCCUUGAGCAGCACGAUGGCACGGACUGGCACCCGGUCGAGUACUUCAGCAAGAAAGUACCUCCUGUGCAUUCGAUCGACGACGCACGGAAGAAGGAGCUUCUUGCCUUUGUCCACGCCGUCAAGCGUUGGCAAUAUUUCCUCCUUGGUCGGAAAGCAUUCCGAUGGGUAACGGAUAACAAUCCGUUGGUAUUCUACAAGUCGCAAGACACGAUUAACAGUACCAUUGCCCGUUGGAUGGCCUUCAUCGACCAGUUUGACUUUUUCCCCGAUCACAUUCCCGGGAAGUCAAACCGUUUUGCGGACGCCCUCUCACGGCGACCGGAUCUUUGCACCGCAGUCUACUCUACCUUCGAGAUCGACGACGACUUGCGGGAGAGCUUCAUCCGCGACUAUAAAGUCGACCCCCACUUUCGCGACAAGUACGCGAAUUGCUUCUCUCCGAAUCCGGUGCCUUCGCAUUAUCGGAUCCAAGAGGGCUACUUGUGCAUUCACGGGGUAAGGAUCUUCUUUGUGUGCCGAAUGAUGCACACUUGCGCACACGGCUUCUUGGCGAGUUUCACGAUGCGCCCGCCUUCGGACAUUUUGGUGUCAACCGUACACUUGGCCGACUUCGCCAGCGGUUCUAUUGGCCCGACCUUCUCAAGGACGCCACCCGCUAUUGUGAGUCGUGCGAAGUCUGUCGGCGUUGCAAGKCAYGCAACCAUCGUCCGUUCGGCGAGCUACACCCAUUACCAGUGCCCCUUGGGCGACGGGAAGCAAUUGCUAUGGAUAUCACCGGCCCCUUCCCGAAGCACAAGACGCGUUGAUGGGAUCCUCACGGUCGUCGACCGCCUCACCAAGUACGCCAUGUUUUUGCCUUGCCGCUAUCACGCAAAGGCACCGGAGUUAGCCGAGGUCUUAUACACCGGUUGGAUUCGCUCCAAGGGCUACCCCAAGGAGAUCGUUUGCGACCGGGACACUCGCUUUCUCUCCGACUUUUGGGUCGCCCUUGUCAAGCGAUGGGGCUCAUCUUUGAAGCCGAGCUCGGCUCGCCACCCGCAAACCGAUGGUCAAACGAAAAGGGCGCAUCAUACCGCUCAAGUCCCUCUACGCACUCUCAUCCGUCCCGACCAGGUUGAUUGGGUUGAGCGCUUGCCAGACGUUGAGUUGGCUUACAACUCAUCGAUCCAUCCGGCUAUCGGGAUGUCGCCAUUCGAGUUUGAGCAUGGUUCACCCAUCUCAUCGCCGCUGGACGCCACUUUGCCGCGCACAGCUGAGAGCGACGACCAUCGUGCGUUCCUUCAUCGCAUGCAAGAGCUUCCUGUCAAGGCACGGGAUCAGAUGUCGAAGACGCAAAUACGGAUGAGCCCCAACUUCAUGCAGCAAACUCUGGUGGUUCAUGAUAACGUCAACAAUCAAAUGGGCUGGAUGGACACAAACUGUUCUAGUUUUCAGACUUCAGACCAUCAGCCCUGACAAACUCUCGCAGCCGGAAAGUUAGGUAUACGAGGUCCCGCAGGCUUUUGUGCAGAAACACUGAAGUUCGGAUAGCGAUCUCAAGUCUGCAAACUGCUGCCGUGCGGAGAAUCGAAUUUCUUUUUCCGGGCAGCUUCUUUGGUACACAGAAAAUGUUUGGGUUCCCGCAUAACCUGCGAACUUCAGACACCGCUUUUGUGCAGAGCAUCGACGUUCAGAGGACGCUGUCGUGGAGAACGUCAUUUUUUUAGUUUAGGGUUUUGGCCCUUUUGGGGCAGUGCUAGCGCAUUUUGUACAGAAAAUGCCCGAGUUCGCAUAAAUUUGCAUAACGAAGCGUAACUUCAUUUUAAAUUCUAAUAUGAUAUGAUUUCGUAUGAAACGGUGUGCUGAACCCGCCAGCUUUUUUUUUUUUGUGUGUGUGUGCGCAAACCGCAAGUCGACUUCUGGCAUCCUCGGUGGAGGGCCAGGCUAUCACGGCGACGGCGGGUUUGCCGAUACGGGCAUUCAAAUGCUGAAAGAGGAGGGAGAACACUGUAGCGCCGGUACACAUAUGCAACCGUUGAUAAACAGGUCAUGGGUUC
Molecule: messenger RNA, 2652 nt
Organism: Chara braunii
Lineage: Eukaryota; Viridiplantae; Streptophyta; Charophyceae; Charales; Characeae
Source: the annotation of a GenBank genome assembly